AUGGCAAGAUACGGCCAGAAAGAGUGCUUGACUGGUACGAACGGGUUCAAUCGACACAGCCAGCGGUUGUGCGCAACCAAAGCCCAUGUAAUAUUCUCCGGCAUUCAGCCUACGGGUGUUCCUCAUCUGGGGAAUUAUCUAGGUGCUUUGCAGCAAUGGGCUCGACUGCAAAAUGAAGCUUUGCCCUCUACUCAGUUGCUCUAUGCCAUCGUCGACUUGCACGCCAUCACUACCAACCAAGAUGCAGAUCAGCUACGAAGGUGGAAACGAGAAACGUUGGCGACCCUCUUGGCUGUCGGCUUGGAUCCCGAGCGAUCUACCAUUUUCUACCAAUCUGCAGUUCCGGAGCACACAGAGUUGAUGUGGAUAUUGAGCUGUACAGCCUCUGUGGGAUACCUCUCUCGCAUGACACAGUGGAAGAGCAAGCUCACCGUACCAGAUGAAGUGUCGGCCUUGGACUCUACGAGUGCAAAAGCAAGACUCAAACUCGGACUCUUUUCCUAUCCUGUGCUGCAGGCCGCGGAUAUCCUGCUCUACGGUGCUACUCAUGUUCCGGUAGGAGAGGACCAAGUACAGCAUUUGGAGUUUGCAAGACACUGCGCUGAUCAGUUCAAUACUGUCCAUGGGGAAAUCCUUGUGAAGCCACAAACCGUCUUAUCAUCUGCGAGGCGUGUCAUGUCGCUCAAGGAGCCACACCUCAAAAUGUCAAAAUCCCACCAGGACUUUCGCUCACGGAUCCAAGUAAACGAUGGCCCAAAACUUAUUGGUGACAAAAUCAGGCUUGCGAUGACAGAUUCAAUGCCAGGAGUGUCGUAUGAACCAGAUCAUCGGCCUGGUGUGUCGAAUCUUUUGGCCAUAAUGUCAUACCUCGAUGGACGAGGGAGGACAGCUGAGGAGCUUGCCCGGGCUUGCAACUCUAUGAACAUGCGACAGUUCAAAGAAACGGUGACCAGUGCUAUUUCCGAGAGUUUGGCCAGCACUCGAGACAAAUACAAUCGACUUAUGAAUAAAGAUGAGACUCACUAUCUGGAUGAUAUUGUAAUCGAAGGCUCCAACAAGGCGCGACGGCAAGCGGGCAAGACAAUGGCCGCAGUGCGGCAAGUGGUAGGCUUAGAACACAUGGGAAGAGCAUUAGAGAGAAUUUAG
Messenger RNA from Letharia lupina, 1146 nucleotides. RefSeq lists its product as uncharacterized. Gene Ontology annotation, molecular function: ATP binding; tryptophan-tRNA ligase activity. Gene Ontology annotation, cellular component: mitochondrion; mitochondrial matrix. NCBI's taxonomy places the organism in Eukaryota, Fungi, Ascomycota, Lecanoromycetes, Lecanorales, Parmeliaceae. The transcript has 6 exons. Gene Ontology annotation, biological process: mitochondrial tryptophanyl-tRNA aminoacylation. The coding region runs from base 1 to 1146 and encodes 381 amino acids. The record is from RefSeq and is a predicted model, not a curated record.